Colletotrichum lupini is the source of this 474-nucleotide messenger RNA. RefSeq lists its product as uncharacterized. The transcript has a single exon. NCBI's taxonomy places the organism in Eukaryota, Fungi, Ascomycota, Sordariomycetes, Glomerellales, Glomerellaceae. Bases 1 to 474 code for a protein of 157 amino acids. The record is from RefSeq and is a predicted model, not a curated record.
AUGCAGACACCUCAGAGUCGCAAUGAUGUUCUGUGGUCAGCAGCAAGAUCAUGCAACAUACGAUCGUUGAACCAUACAUGCCAUCAUCGUCACAGUAUUUUUCAACCUCCACUUCCCGUCCCUCGUCCACAGACACCAUACAAUUCGUCCAAUCCCCGAGUCAAGUGGCUAAAGCUCAUGCCUUAUGGCUCGGAAGUUGGUGGUGGGACCAACUUACCAAGAGACCGGCCUCACGGUUCGUCUCAGAUCAGGUUGGCUUCUCAGCUCGGUUCAACAAAGGCUCCCGGAGUCCCAGCCAGCUUCUCAGAACUGGUCCCUAAAUUGAUUGACGUGCAUGUCCGGGUCCGGCUCCGACACAAUUUUCACGCCAUAAUCUCCGCUGCUUUCUCUCUUGCUCUCUCCUAUUCUCUCGAUCUCCCAAUGAUCCCUUUCUCUUGUCUGUGCCACUCUCCCCACCCAUUCCCCAGGUCUUGA